Molecule: messenger RNA, 539 nt
Organism: Saccostrea cuccullata (small rock oyster)
Lineage: Eukaryota; Metazoa; Mollusca; Bivalvia; Ostreida; Ostreidae
Product: cornifelin homolog A-like
Exons: 4
Coding region: 130-495 (121 amino acids)
Source: RefSeq, a predicted model, not a curated record
AAAGAAAGGAAACAGCCACUUUAAACAUACAAAAUACAGAGUCUAUUGAUAUGUUUAAGUAUUUACUGGCAGUCAUUUGGAAUAGAUUCCUGAUUUUCAAAACAGACUUAUCGUCAAAGGCUCUAGAAAAUGUCGACCACUGUUGUAGUCCAGCAGCCGACAGCCGGUUCUGGUUAUCCUCUGAUGGUUACAGGGAUCGAGGGCCACAGAGACUGGAGCACAGGGUUGUUUGACUGCUUUGACGAUCUCAAGUCAUGUCUCCUCGGUUUCUUCUGCCUCCCUUGUACAGUAUGUUCAGUUGCCUCAAGGACUGGGGAGUGCUGCUGUAUGCCUUACUGUGUUCAGGGAGGAACGGUUGUUUUAAGGAGCAGGACCAGAACCAUAGGAGGCAUCCAGGGUACAGCCUGUAUGGAUUGUGUGAUUUUGUCGUUGUUAGGACCGUGCGCCGUGUGUCAGAUGCAGCGGGAACUUGAUAACAUGGGAGUUCCAAAAUGAAGAACAAUUGAUUUGGAUCACAAUUUAGUGACCAUUUUCUGUAA